AUGACGCAACAUCCUCCCAAAGUUUUCGCGGGAGUAAUCGACAGAGAAUCUGAGCGUGCUUGGUCAGAUAUCAAGGACCAGACCGAUCUUAUUUUGACACAAAACCUUCCCAAGAAAGCGUACCUCGAUGCUCCAAACGUCGUCAUUGCAUUAAAGCAUUUUGACCUCUCCAUGCACGACGACCACUUAAGUAAAGCCAUCGGCGUCAAGGCAACUACCGAAUGCAUUGAGAGAGACUACUUCCAUACCCGCCUCAGUGUCUGGGGAGAUGGUCAAAUGAGCUCUUCUGGCUGCGCCUGGCUGGCAUACCAGGCCACAGACAACAGGUUUCGAUCCGGCACGGUCAGGACGUCACGCCGCUCCAAAAUGCCCUCAAAGUUUCCGAUCGAGUUUGAGACACCCUUUGAAGGUGAUCACCUUCCGACAGUCCUUGUGUGGAUUAGUGGCUUCCAGAUGGGUUUCGAGGGCACUUGGGAGCUGAAGGCGUUUGCCACAGAGAGGCAGAAGACCGGCUUCACGUUGGUAGUCGAGAAAGGGACCGAGACAAACCUGAACCAAGGCCUGUUCUCAUGGCUCGCUUUCAUGCCGGAGGAAGAUGGAGUUGCCGGUGGGAGGGUUGAAAAUAUCAAAAUAGGCGAUGGAGAGGGCACGGUUGCUGCGGAUAACAGUCACGUUUGGACUGACCCACAGGACGUCCCAUUUGGGAAGACAUUGGAAGGGGUGACCAAGGACAAUGUGAUGGUGGGAAUAUCCGCCAUCAACUUCGACGAGAAGGUUGGGGGAAUGAGGUUGUGUUAUAAGCCAGUAACGGUCAAUGAUGAUAAGAAUGGUAUGAAACUUAUAUCGGGUACUUGGUGGAGGGCCAUCGUACGCUCUGCUACAAUGUCAUGGGUUGCGGUGGCUUGA
Messenger RNA from Morchella sextelata, 906 nucleotides. RefSeq lists its product as uncharacterized. The record is from RefSeq and is a predicted model, not a curated record. Gene Ontology annotation, biological process: cell adhesion. Bases 1 to 906 code for a protein of 301 amino acids. NCBI's taxonomy places the organism in Eukaryota, Fungi, Ascomycota, Pezizomycetes, Pezizales, Morchellaceae. Gene Ontology annotation, molecular function: carbohydrate binding. The transcript has a single exon.